AUGCCUCGACGCUCAGAACCUGAAGCGCCGCAGGGCCUCAACCACUCCUACUACAAUCCAGAGGAACCGCUCGAUAUCAACUCUCAAGAAUCUUCCUCAUCCCGCCGGUCAAAACCUGAAAAGAGUCGGCGAGACUCACCUCCCGGCGACGACAACAAAUCUCGACGCAGCAGCCAUCGUGAUCCUUCUCCAGGCCACAGCAACAUGCCUCGCGAGUAUCGAUCAAAUGACCCUUAUUAUGACAAACGUCCGCCCAGAGACGCGCCGAGGGACUCCCGGAGAGGCUCGCAAAGAGAUGCGCCGAGAAACUCUCACCACCGAGACGAUGACCGGCGCCCACGGGACUAUGACUACCCUCCGGAGCCACGUGAGCGCCGUCACAAGUCUUCAAAUCGAGAACCAUAUGGAGGACAAUAUUCACGUUAUCGAAACGCUUCCCCCGACCCCAGAUAUGGAUCUUCUCGGAACAUCCCAGCUGGUGAUCGUGAUCGUGACCGUUAUCCCUCUCAUCGAUCCCGCGGCGCCCCGGCUUAUGCAAGCGAUGAUGAGAGAGAUAGACGUCGAAACCAUGACCGACGCCGUGAUGAAGACCGUCGACGUGAUGAAGACCGACGACGUGACAAAGAUCGAAGCCAUGACAAAGAUCGAAGCCGUGACCAAGACCGAAGUCGCGACAAAGACCGACGCAGUGGCCGGGACCGUGCACCUGCUGAUGGCGGCCACCUGAAGCGCCGGAGCACAAACCCCGAAAGUUCAAGCAACCGAGCCAAAACUCCCCUUUGGAAGAAUCCUCAAGUUCAGGCUAUAGGUCAAACGGCCCUUCUAGCCGCGGCGCAAGCCUUCAUGCAGCAUCGCAAAGGUGAAGGUUCCUGGGUGGGCCCAAAGGGCGCCAAAGUGGUUGGUGCCGCUAUGAGUGCUGCUUUGGCCGAUGGAUUCAACUCUAAAAAGGACAAGAAGAGGAGAUGA
Molecule: messenger RNA, 966 nt
Organism: Trichoderma gamsii
Lineage: Eukaryota; Fungi; Ascomycota; Sordariomycetes; Hypocreales; Hypocreaceae
Exons: 1
Coding region: 1-966 (321 amino acids)
Source: RefSeq, a predicted model, not a curated record